Molecule: messenger RNA, 732 nt
Organism: Protopterus annectens (West African lungfish)
Lineage: Eukaryota; Metazoa; Chordata; Ceratodontiformes; Protopteridae
Exons: 3
Coding region: 37-732 (231 amino acids)
Biological process (GO): immunoglobulin production; immune response
Source: RefSeq, a predicted model, not a curated record
CUAGACUUGUAGCUUUCUCUCCACAAACAUUAGACAAUGUUGUCUACACCUUUACUCGUACUUCUAACUUGCUGGCAAUGGUCCUUGGGUCAGGCUAGUCUGACUCAGCCUUCCUCCAUGUCGGUGUCACUGGGACAGACUGCAGAACUUUCCUGCACUGGCACCAUGUCUAGCAGCUACUACUUGUGCUGGUACCAGCAGCGACCUGGGGCUGCUCCAAGACUGCUUACAAGAGACAGCAACAGGGAAUCUGGAGUCCCAGAUCGGUUCAAUGCAGCAGUUGACUGGACGGCCCAAACUGCAAAGUUAACCAUUAAUGGGGUACAGGCUGAGGAUGAAGCAGAUUAUUACUGUGGUAUCUGGGAUGGUAGCACAAGCUCAUACACAGUUUAUUUAGGUCCCUUGGACCAGGCAAGCCUAAAUCAGCCUUCAUCCAUGUCGGUGUCACUGGGACAGACUGCAGAACUUUCCUGCACUAGGACCAUGUCUAGCAGCUAUUACUUGUGCUGGUACCAGCAGCGACCUGGGACUGCUCCAAGACUGCUCACCUAUGACAGUGACAGAGCCGAUGGAAUCCCAGCUCGAUUCAGUGGUGCAGCCGACUGGUCAGCACAAACUGAAAAGUUAACAAUUUCUAAUGUGCAGGCAGAGGAUGAAGCAGAUUAUUACUGUGGUAUAUGGGGUGGUAACUCAUACACAGUGAUACAGUUACAGAGGGAACUGAAACAUUAA